AUGAGAAGGCAUUACCAGUUGACCCAUCGUACAUCGUACAUGGAUGGUGUUGUUGUGCCAGUCACUCUGAUACCAGUGGUUUUUUCAGCUGCUGGAAGAUCCGGAGAAUGCACCGCCCAAGCAGGAAUCGAACAGCAUUUGCAAGGAGCAAACGUAGGACACUACCAUCAGUUCUAUCACAAAUGGGCCCUGCUGACAGAUACGGAUGAUAUAACUGCGGGUCCCAAAGGAUAUCUCAAAUGUGACAUAUCAGUGGCUGGAAAAGGAGAUACUGUCAAGCCGCCUCCAAAAAGUGAAAAAGAUGAAGAUGACAUAGAAGCGAAUUUGUUGCUUCCUGAUGGUGUUCCCGCAGAGCGACAACACGCGCGUUUCAUUGUGAAAAUAUAUCGGGCAGAUGGUCUCCCGAGAAUGAACGCAGGAAUCGUGGCAAACGUUAAGAAAGCUUUCACUGGGGAAGCUCGUGAUUUGGUUGAUCCGUAUGUGCAGGUCUCGUUUGCUGGACUCACGGGAAAAACAUCUGUGCGGAAAGGAACAUGCUGCCCCACGUGGAACGAGCAAAUUGUAUUUACCGAGAUGUUCCCUCCCUUGUGUCAGCGGAUCAAGAUCCAGCUGCGGGACAACGACCCCGUCAACGACGCCGUCAUCGGCACACACUUCAUAGAACUUUCCAAAAUAUCUAACGAAGGUGAAAAAGGCUUCCUUCCCACUUUCGGUCCAUCAUACGUGUAUUUAUAUGGAUCUCCACGCGAUUACUCCCUGUUCGAUGAGCACACUACACUAAACGACGGUCUGGGCGAAGGUGUUAUGUACCGGGGCAGGAUCUUGCUGGCGGUUAAGACGGAGAUAAUGGACAGUUUGGACAUCAGCCCAUCCGAUGUGGAAGUAGAAAUGGCGAAUCCUAUUUCCGAGGGAAUGUAUGGACGGAAUGACGAAUUUUUCUUGUUUGGCUGUGUUCUAGAAGCAAGCAUGAUCGACCGAAAGGUGGGGGAAAAGCCAAUCUACUUCGAAGUGACAUUAGGGAACGCUGGGAACAUGUUAGAUAGUUACCGUGUGUCCAAUCGAGGAGACGAAGACGACUUUGAUUCUGGAUCAGAUUCCGGAGAAGGUUCCUUCUAUGGAGAAGCUUCUUGUCCCAUACAAUCAACUACACCUCCACUUAAGCCUACUUCCAAAGACAGACAGUAUUAUUAUUUGCCGUAUGGGGACAACAAGCCAUGUGUUUGGGUUCGAAGUAUUUGGCAAGAUCACAGAAGAAGGAUGUAUAACUCUAAUGUAUUAGCUAAAAUUGGUGAUAAAUUGGAAGAAGGCUUGUCAGAUGUGCAGGAGAUGAUUCGCUUGGAGAAACCUCACGCCGACAGAAGAUUGAGAGGUGUCUUGGAAGAGUUAGGAACAGGCUGCACUCGGUUUCUGACAAUUCUCAAAGGAGCGGGAGGAAGCGCAUCAACCAAAACCAAGCUGGACAAAGAAAGAACAAAACUUUGUCAAAGAGAGCUGGAUCACAUAGCAACAAUAUCACGGACAAUGAAACCCUUAGUGACGAAGAAUACAAUCAAAGAAAAAUUAAGAACUGCUCAAGGAUUUCUCAAAAAGAUAAGGGAUCUUACCGAAGAUCCCCAACACGUGCUUCCGGAUGUGUUUGUAUGGAUGAUCAGUGGGGGGAAGCGAGUUGCAUACCAAAGACUAAGCUCCAGGGAACUCAUGUUUUCGAUAGUUGAAGAGGAGAGUGGGAAAUACUGUGGAAAAGUUCAGACCCUUUUCUUAAAGUUGCCAGGGAAGAAAGGUUCUGGACCAGGUGGUUGGGUUAUCCAGGCAAAAGUUCAAAUAUAUCUGUGGUUAGGACUAACCAAGCACAAAAAGCAUUUCCUAAAAGGCCUUCCGAAGGGAUAUGACUCUUCAAUGGAGAUCAGAAAUUCCGAAAAACUACAGACAGCACCUCCCUCUUCCAUACAUUACUCAGAAAAGCAAGUGUUCGAAUUACGCUGUCACAUGUAUCAAGCAAGAUCCCUUAUUGGCUCUGAUUCUUCUGGUCUCUCUGAUCCUUUUGCACGAGUCUUGUUUUCUGAUCAAAGUCAAACAACUCAGGUGAUCGAUGAGACACUGAGUCCGACGUGGGAUGAGAUGCUUCUCUUUAGUGAUGUAGUGGUCUACGGAAGCAAGGAAGAUAUUCGAGAAGACCCUCCUAUUAUUGUGGUAGAAAUCUUCGACCAAGAUAAAGUGGGAAAAUCGGAAUUUAUUGGACGCACAAUAGCCCGGCCCCAUGUGAAAUUCUCCGAUGAACCCUAUUGCAAGCCCAAUUUCCCGCCCACUCUAGAAUGGUACGAUAUCUACCGAGGUUCAGAACAAGCUGGAGAACUGUUGGCAACCUUCGAACUAUUACAGUUGUCCGAAUCAGACGAGAAAGGAGCCAUUCUUGAAUUGCCUCGGCCGAAAGAAAAUGUCUGGAGACCUGAUCGAGGACCCAUAUUGCCAGUUCCAUCAGUUAUCAGACCGACACUUUCUAAAUAUCGCAUAGAGGUAAUCAAAUACUUGAAAAUAAUCUCAAUCCAUAGUCGCAGUACU
Molecule: messenger RNA, 2559 nt
Organism: Stegodyphus dumicola
Lineage: Eukaryota; Metazoa; Arthropoda; Arachnida; Araneae; Eresidae
Product: otoferlin-like
Biological process (GO): plasma membrane organization
Cellular component (GO): membrane
Source: RefSeq, a predicted model, not a curated record